UUGGUUUACAAUCUCUGUAAAAUUUCAUCAAAGUAAAGCCCGCAAGUAAUUUGGCAAGAAACAGUAGCUUAAUUUGUUGCUAAAAGCACCCCCCUUUGCUAUCUUAGAAACAAUGGCUUUGAAAUUACUUUUCUUGGUCUGCCUUAUGGUUGCUGUAAUGGCAGCUCCAAUGGCUGAAGCCCAACUUGGGAUUAUCAGCAGCCUCCUUGGUCUAAUCCGCAUACAAGGGACUUUGUAUUGCACUCCCAAUGGCAAUAUGGGAGUCAAUGGCACUUCAACCCCUGUCUUUUCCAAUGCUCUUGUACAGCUCCAAUGCGGGUCUGGAAACGUGGUAUCAAGUGCAACAACAAAUAGCUCUGGAAUAUUUUCCAUAGUUUUGGAUCCACUCCAUUUUGUUCUGUCUUCAUUGUUGUCAGAUUGCAAACUUGUGGUUUCGACACCACUCUCAACCUGCAAUGCCAGUUUGCCUUCUGCUGGGGGUCUUCUCUCAUCGUUGCAGUUCAUUGGGAACACCGUUCUUGGUCUUCUCAACAUCUCCAACAUCAUUCCCUCUGGAUUCCAGUUCCUCCCAUCACUUUAAUUAAGAACCAACUUUUUAAAUAAUUAAUAACAUAUAUCUAUAUCUAUAUCUAUAUCUAUAUCUAUAUCUAUAUAUAUAUAUAUAUGUGAGCAGUUCAAUCUAUAGUCAAUAUUAUCUGUAUGAAUAACCUCCAAUGCAAAUGGUAAAUGUCAUGUAUUUUUCUUGUUGUUUAUGUAUAACAAAAGUUUGUGAGGAAUUGGGUUUGAGAAUAAAUAUAAUAAUAAUGAAGUAUUUUAUA
This is a messenger RNA of Ziziphus jujuba (common jujube), 818 nucleotides long. Its product is annotated as phylloplanin. The coding region runs from base 113 to 580 and encodes 155 amino acids. The transcript is spliced from 2 exons. NCBI's taxonomy places the organism in Eukaryota, Viridiplantae, Streptophyta, Magnoliopsida, Rosales, Rhamnaceae. The record is from RefSeq and is a predicted model, not a curated record.